UGAGUUACAAUUUUCCCAUAAAAAUAAUAAGCGAGGGUGAGACACUGCCUUCGGUACCGUAGAGUUUCACCUAUAGAAUUGUCAAAAUUCAAUCCCUAAACGUCGACUUCCCACUGUCAAAACACUGCACAUACAUACAACAAUGUCUUCUCUCUCUCCACUGGUCGAAACUUUCUCGUUGCACGUCCUUUCAUUCUCUCUCCUCACCUUCCUCUUCCUAAUCUUCCUCAUCAAAUGGCUCUUCCUCAACCCAUCAAGCAGCAAGAACCUACCACCAUCCCCACCAAAGCUUCCGAUAAUCGGAAACUUCCACCAACUAGGCUUUCUCCCCCACCGCUCACUCCUACCCCUAUCUCAGCGCCAUGGGCCUCUCAUGCUCCUCCACCUCGGCACCGUGCCGACCCUCAUCGUCUCUUCCGCCGACGCAGCCCGCGAAAUCAUGAAAACCAACGAUCUGAUCUUCGCAAACCGACCCAAAUCACACGUCGCCGAAAAGCUUCUCUACAACUCGAAGGAUGUGUCCGUCGCACCUUACGGUGAGUACUGGAGGCAGUUGAAAAGCAUCUGUGUUCUUCAGCUUCUGAGUAACAGAAGGGUUCAGUCCUUCGCUGCUCUGAGAGAAGAAGAAACAGCUCUGAUGAUGAAGAAGAUCGGAGAUUUAUCGUCGUCAACGCCGGUGGAUUUGAGUGAAAUGUUCACGUCGAUUACAAAUGAUGUCGUCUGUAGGGUGGCUUUUGGGAGGAAGUACAGUGAAGGGGAAAGUGGGAAGAGAGUGAGGGAAUUGUUGAGAGAAUUGCUGGUGUUAUUGGGUAGUUUGAAUUUUGGGGAUUUUUUUCCAUGGCUUUCAUGGAUAAAUCGAAUUAAUGGGUUUGAUUCAAAAUUGGAUAAAGUUGCGAAAGAGAUUGAUGAUUUCUUGGAGGGAGUGCUUCAAGAUCACAUGGAUCGUCUGGAAAUGGAGAGUGGUAGAAAAAAAGUUCAUGGAGAAGGCAGGGAGGACUUUGUUGAUACUCUGCUCAAGAUUCAGAAGGAAGAUGUUACUGGCAUUUCCAUUGAUAGAGAUAGCAUCAAAGCUAUCCUCUUGGUAGAACACACUCUCUCUCUCUACCAUUUUUCCCACUAUAUUAUUGCCAACAACAAAUUAAUAUAAUUUAUUAUAGUUAUGAGAUUGAUUGUGUGCAUUAU
Molecule: messenger RNA, 1182 nt
Organism: Ilex paraguariensis (yerba mate)
Lineage: Eukaryota; Viridiplantae; Streptophyta; Magnoliopsida; Aquifoliales; Aquifoliaceae
Source: the annotation of a GenBank genome assembly